UCUGGUUGAAAAGCUUAUGGCAUAUAGUAUAGAGCCACUGUGCACAUGAGAGUACUUGCUAAGACAAAAUGGAUAAAUGCUUUGGUCUUGCACUCACCUUUAAAUUCAUCCUCUGUUAGCCUGAGUCUGAGGCUCAUGGCGAGGGCUCCCUCGCCCAUAGCUAAGAAGACAGCUGCUAAUAAUGAAUUCAAGGGUGCUCUCGGUAUGAUAAAGCUGUAUGCAAUGCAGGCAACGAGGAUUAGGACACAGAAUGCUAUGAAUUUGUCAAUAAGAAUUAUUCUCGGGUUCUUCUCUUUGUUGUAUUCAUCUCUUACUUUGGUAAUGAUCUCUUUGAUCUCUUUAAAGGUCUCCAUUAUAUCCAAAUUGAUUAGGGUAAUUAUUAAUUUAAAGUUUUAA
This is a messenger RNA of Moneuplotes crassus, 396 nucleotides long. Lineage: Eukaryota; Ciliophora; Spirotrichea; Euplotida; Euplotidae. The record is from the annotation of a GenBank genome assembly.